Messenger RNA from Didymella exigua CBS 183.55, 503 nucleotides. RefSeq lists its product as uncharacterized. The transcript has a single exon. The record is from RefSeq and is a predicted model, not a curated record. The coding region runs from base 19 to 447 and encodes 142 amino acids. Lineage: Eukaryota; Fungi; Ascomycota; Dothideomycetes; Pleosporales; Didymellaceae.
GUCAAACGAAAGUCUGCGAUGGCGGAUACAGUUGUCUACAAGACUCACAAGCCGGUCACAGGCAAUCUGUUCCUUAAAAAAGGAAUCGAAGUAUAUUUGGCAUCUCCAAGUUUAGAGUCACCAAAUCUAACAGAACCCGAUUCAUCAGCCCUUUCACCCAAGCCUGUCGGUCUGGACAAGAGAUAUAGGGCCAUCCAGUCGACCCCAUCAAUGCUAGCACUUGGGUCAGAGCCAGAGCACAGAGCUUUAUCACGGGCUGCAGACUCACACAACGUUAUGGAGCAUGAAUUGACAGGAGAUAUCAAGGUUGCUUUAGGGUCGAAGGAAAAAGCACAUGGGAUCCCAGCCAAAGAGACAGCAAUGCGUCUCAUGGUGCGUAGAAAAGAACAGGCAAACAACGGACCGGACCAUUUCCUGGGCCUACUGAACUUAGUCAGGAAGAAAUGAGAUACUCAAAGCUCUAGCCCCAAGUACAAGCAUGAUAUUUGUAUAAUAUAAUCAAG